Rhizophagus irregularis DAOM 181602=DAOM 197198 is the source of this 554-nucleotide messenger RNA. The record is from RefSeq and is a predicted model, not a curated record. Lineage: Eukaryota; Fungi; Glomeromycota; Glomeromycetes; Glomerales; Glomeraceae.
GUAAACCUUUUUUCUCUUUUAGAAAUGACACGUAAAUUCUCCAGUAUUGAAGAUUUGGAUCUUUUAUUACUGAAGAUCUUUUUGUUUCGUCAUAUUUUAAAAUAUACAGAAAACCAAACUCUUCAUCUAGAAUCUUUCGGGUCAGAGUUCUUUCAUUAUAAUACAUUUCAGAUGAAUAAUUCUAUUUUUGGAGUAAAGGAACGGACCAAAAAUAAAAUAGAAUUUUUAUUCAAACCUUUACUAAGAUUAAAUAAUCAGAAUGCUGAAUUUAAUUGUCUUGUAAUGCCAGCUGAUCCUUCAAUCAAAGAAAUAAUGAUCAAAUAUACCAUUCCAGUAAAGUUAUCUACUGUGAAUGAACUAAAUGAUGAUCUAGAUAAACCAGAUCUAUUACGACAAACAUUUUCAGGAGAUUCUAAACUAUGUACCAUUGGAAGCGAUAACUAUACAGUACAUAUUCCAAUUUUUGAAAGUACAUUCAACCAACAGAAUUCUACCUAUUAUGUUUUUGUUGAAAAUAAUUUUGUCAUCUCUCAAGAAAGAGAUGAACCUUUAUU